Molecule: messenger RNA, 723 nt
Organism: Diaporthe batatas
Lineage: Eukaryota; Fungi; Ascomycota; Sordariomycetes; Diaporthales; Diaporthaceae
Exons: 2
Coding region: 55-723 (222 amino acids)
Source: RefSeq, a predicted model, not a curated record
UUUCCUCCAUCUCACUCUCAUUCUCAUAAGCACCGAAGGCCUGACCAAGUAGUAAUGGCAGACCACAACAACAGCAAAGCCCCAAAGACGCGGCUGGCCGACUCAGCCUACCUGUCGCCAUACUCACAAGAAGGGGCGCCCAGGCCACAUCCCAACACCAACCCGUAUGCACCUCUCCGCGCCAGUGCCCUAUCGACGCUCGAGGCAAUGGGCUACGACCCCAGCACCAUGGUUGAGCGGGGCGUCGUCUGGGCUGAGGACCAGGCUCCCUUCGGCCACGUGAUGCACUCGCAGUACAUGCAUUUCUUGGGCACCUGCUUCCACCGUUUCAUGGAGGGCUACGACGAGUUCCUCAGCGAGCAGGAGUACGACGAUAUGAUCCAUGCACGGACCGUCGUCCCUGUCAUCCGCAAGUACGAGCUGGAUAUCCGGAGGCAGGUCAAGUAUCCCGACUCGCUCAUCGCCGCCUACCGGCAGGACCGCAUCGAGCCGACGCGCAACAGCGGCACGACGUCCCUGUUCUCACUGAGACAGCAAGCUAUAGUUGCCCAGGUCAAGGGCUCCGUGACCUACAUGGACGUCAAGACUGGCCGCCCUGAUGAUAUUCAAAGCCGAGGAGGAGGAUGGCCGGUGCUGUACGCUGGUCUCACACGCAAGUCUGAAAGUGCAAACGCCAUGAGGGAAAAGUGGGAGGCCGACCACCCGGCCAAGUCCAAGAUUUGA